AUGGAUUCGGCAAUUUCUGCUAAUGCAAGAAACAAGAGAAGAUUCCUCAUGGCCAGAAAAAGGAUUGAGGUUCGACAUGAUCAAAACUCCCAUAUUCCACCCAACAGAUCAGAUAAUAUCAUCAACCAGCGACAUGGAAUCGUCGAGAUCAUGCCACAAUAUGAUGCACAAGAUAUGCUGUAUUCAAAAUUUCCAAGUUUGGUCAGAUAUUCCGUGCAAAGAGCUCCAUUGUCUGACGUUAGCAAUGGAUGGACGCUAUCUUCAACAAUGACGGGUUCUGCUCAGAGACAAACAGGCCUUACCCACAAUGACGCCCAACGGAUAAAAAAAUCAGCAGAAGCAAGAAAGAAAAGGAUAUCUAUGAUGAAGAUGAAGAAACUUAAAGCUUCGUCUGCUUCAAAUAACCUCAAUAAUAAGCAGUUUGGAUCUUGCAUCAAGCAAUCAAAAUCCAGAAAUGGCAGGGCCAGCCGAGUGGAUGAUCAGGAAAGGUUAUUUGAAGUACCCAUUCAAAAUAUACCAGAGGUGGACCUUAAUCAUAAUGUGCUUUUGCAUGUUAAUUGCUCAAAAAAAGUUUGUCCUGUUCAUUUUACUACGGUGUCUAUUUAA
This is a messenger RNA of Oldenlandia corymbosa var. corymbosa, 606 nucleotides long. Lineage: Eukaryota; Viridiplantae; Streptophyta; Magnoliopsida; Gentianales; Rubiaceae. The record is from the annotation of a GenBank genome assembly.